CAGUGCUGCUUCUGAUUGGAAAUAACAACCAAUAAUCAAUUUUCCUAAUUAUUAAUUAGUAUAGUAUUCAACUUUAGCUUACGCUAUAGCAACUAAAUAUCUAUCCUUACAAACAGUUAGUGUAAAUCAAAUUGUUUUCAUGAUACAUCUCUAGAUUAACACUUUUUCCUGAACUUGGAACAAGAGUUUUGUGGGCUUCUGCUCCAGAUUGAAUUUAUUUUUGUCUUCUUUGAUAAUUUUGGUUCUUGCUUUUUGAGGAGAGAAAAUUUGAUGGGAUCUUCCAGCACUGCGCCAAAACGGGGUAACCGCAUUCCUCAGAGAGAUGAAGAAGGAGAUGACGAAGAUGAAUAUAUGGAACAGCUUAUGCGGCAGAUUUAUAGUACGUAUCAUCGAGAAGAACUCUCGACUGUCUUAAUCACAGGCAUGGCUGGUAUUGGAAAGACAAUUCUUGCUAGACAAGUAUACAACCACGAACAUGUCGUUGCUCAAUUCCAACGCCGUGCUUGGGUGUGUGUUACUGACUUGACUGGGAAAGAGGUACUUAUGAAACUAAUACAACAGGUAUUAAACAGUUAUAAACUCGAAAGAGAUUCCUUGAUAGAGAAAAUGGAGCGUGGAGAUAAUCAAAGUCUCCAAGAGAUGCUUCACCAACACCUGAAAGGAAAGCGAUAUUUCAUAGUUCUCGACGACGUGCCCAAAGAAAUGAACUGGGAAUCUAUCUGGAAAGGUCUUCCAUAUGAAAAAAAAGGAAGUAAAUUGCUGCUCACGAGUCGCAGUAAGAAUACACGAAGAGACCCCUUCUUUUUGCAUGAGAUGAAAAACAGUAUCCAUUGUACUUAUUAUAUGCAACCUCUAAAUCCUGAGGAGAGCUGGCAAUUUUUUUCGAAAACAAUAUUCUGUGGCAUUGAUAAAUCACACGAAUUCCCAAAGCAUUUGGUGAAAAUGGGGAGGGACAUGUUGACACUGUGUGGCGGUGUGCGGUUAGCUAUAAAAGAGAUGGGAAUGCAGUUAGCAGAAAAGAAACGAUUAGGGAGUGAAUGGGAGCAUCUUCUUCAACCAACUCCUUGCCAUGCAAUUUUGGAGGCUAUCAUGUUAAUGACAAUACAAAGGCUAGACCGCGGUUCAGAUUAUUGGGUUAAUCAGGGAGAGGUGAUUAAUGUCCUUAAAAUGAUGGUGGAUUUCGUGAGAGACAUGAAAUUGGAAGAGGGAAGCAGGCUGUAUUAUUUCAUAUGCGACGUCGUUGACAUGGCUCACUAUCUUGGGGAGAAUAGGCGCUUAUCUAAAUAUAAUGCAGAGAUCCAAAGAUGGACCAGCGAGGUCAAAAUGAGCAUGCUCGAAGGGGCAGAGACAGAGUCAUCCUCGUACAAAUCAGAAAGUUUCGGAGAAGGAGACCAAAAUGGAAAUGUGGUGGGAUUAGAGGAAGACGUGGAUCUGCUGCUUCGCAGAGUGAUUUCUAAUGGGGAUCUAAACACCUAUUUGAUCACAGGGAUGACUGGUAUUGGGAAGACAGCUCUUGUAAGAAAAGUGUACAACCAUGCAGACGUCGUUGAUCGAUUCGAUAGGCGUUUUUGGGUAUGUUGUUUUACUAACUUCAGUCAUAAGAAAAUAUUGAUGAAGUUAAUACAGCUGGUGGUGGAUUGUGAGGAAUUCGAAAGGGAUUCUUUAUUGGAGAAAAUGGAGCGUCCAGAAAACUUUUGUGUGGGAGUCGGAGAGAUGCUGCGCAAACAUCUCGAUGGAAUGCGAUAUUUGAUAGUUCUUGAUGACUUUCCUAAAGAAAUGUGCUUGGAAUAUAUCUUGAAAUUUCUUCCAUUAAUUGGAGGUAUGCUCAUGCUUUUACUUAUCUUGGUAUUCCUAUUAUUUGUGUUCAUGUCAUGUUGCUAACUUAGAAUGAGCAUCCUUCUUAGAAUAAGAGAUUAAUUUAAACUAAAUGAUCAACUAUAUGAUGUUGAGGAUUUAAUUAGUUUCAAUUAAGCAUAACUAUAUAAAUUAGGGUUAAUUGCAUAUAGUAUCCUAUUUCCUAUGUCCCAUAUAAUUUAGUGUAUCUCACCAUGUUUCACUAUUAAUUUAGCUAUUUUAUACUCCCUCCAUUUCAUUUAACAUGACCCCUUUUCCAUUUUGGGUUGUCUAAUUACAAAUGGUCCAUUCUAAAAAAGAAAACUCCUUUAUCUCACAAAAAGUUGUA
Salvia miltiorrhiza (redroot sage) is the source of this 2182-nucleotide messenger RNA. RefSeq names its product putative disease resistance protein At1g58400. NCBI's taxonomy places the organism in Eukaryota, Viridiplantae, Streptophyta, Magnoliopsida, Lamiales, Lamiaceae. Bases 271 to 1881 code for a protein of 536 amino acids. The transcript is spliced from 3 exons. The record is from RefSeq and is a predicted model, not a curated record. Gene Ontology annotation, molecular function: ADP binding. Gene Ontology annotation, biological process: defense response to other organism.